Messenger RNA from Aspergillus glaucus CBS 516.65, 520 nucleotides. RefSeq names its product 2-oxoglutarate and iron-dependent oxygenase domain-containing protein. The transcript is spliced from 2 exons. NCBI's taxonomy places the organism in Eukaryota, Fungi, Ascomycota, Eurotiomycetes, Eurotiales, Aspergillaceae. Bases 220 to 399 code for a protein of 59 amino acids. The record is from RefSeq and is a predicted model, not a curated record.
GUUUGAUUGAUCCUAUAUUUCCUGUGGUGUGAUAGUGUAACAGACAGAAAGCAAACAGACAGAAAGCAAACAGAGAGAAGGAAAAAGCAAAGGGUGCUUAGUAAAGGUUGUGUCAAGGGACUAACUAUGCCGAACCAAUGUACAAUGGCUUCAUUUCCUGUAUAAAUACAGCCUCCGCCUACCUGCUGUAUAUGCUCAUCAUUUCUUACUCCCAUCACUAUGGCCCACCCACAAGAGCCCCCAAUUCUUGACUUCUCUGUCUUCUACGGUAGCGACUGUCAAGCGAAAACCAAGCUAGUACAAAUUGUCCGGGAGUGUUGCUUGAAAAAUGGCUUCUUCCAAAUCACCGGCCACCGCAUCUCCCGGGAGCUGCAGCGCCGUACGAUGAGCUGCGUCUAACGCUUCUUCGACCUCCCGCUCGAGGAGAAAUUGAAGAUUGAUCGAAAACUGCUGCAGACGCGCGUUUGACGACGUGGUCGUGCAGGAUCUUGUACUCCCGGCCGGUGAGGCACAGACGGAG